AUGGCUGCUUUAUUUAAUGAAUCUCAGGAACAGGUCUUCAGCUUAUUGCUGAAGAAUUUGCCCCUCGACCCAAUGAAAUUAUGUGAUUCGGUUCCAUUACCAAACAGUGCUAAACCAGGAUUUUCACCUGUCUACAGAAACAAGUUUAGUCCAGAUAGAUUGAUCGAAAAUCCUCAUCCCUCUUUGAAUACUUUGAAGAAAAUAAUGGAAUAUGCGGAACAUACAUAUGCGGAUGAGCAAUGUUUUGGUAAGAGAAACGAAUUAGAAGAUGGUUCGUUCGGACCUUUUGAAUGGGAAAGUUAUUCACAAGUCAUUCAGAGACAACGUAACUUCGGUGCUGGUCUAUUUUUCAUUUUACUGAACAACCCAUUCAAGACUGAUUCUCCAGCCCACUUGAAAAUUGAUAAUCAUUUCACUAAAAGCAGCGAUGAUUCAUUCGUGGUGUCGAUUUUUUCACAUAACAAGCCAGAAUGGGUUAUCGCUGAUAUGGCAUGUGUCAAUUAUUCUAUCACAAAUACAGCUUUGUAUGACAGUUUGGGACCUGAAUCAUCGAAGUAUAUCUUGGAAUUAACAGAAAGUCCUAUUGUUAUUUGUACUAAAGAUAAAUUGCAACAAAUAAUUCAAUUGAAAAAAUCAUAUCCAAAUGAAUUAUCCAAUUUAAUUAGCAUUGUAUCUAUGGAUCUGUUAGAUUUGGCGCACACAAGCUCCACCGAUUAUCAAACACUCUUAUUAGCAAAGGAAUGUAAUGUUAGUUUGUUCGACUUCCAGCAAGUUGAGAAACUUGGUGAAAUUUAUCCAGUGCAUAAUAUUCCAUCUACUCCAGAAACUAUCUAUACCAUCUCGUUUACAUCAGGUACUACCGGUGCAAAUCCUAAAGGGGUUGUAUUAACCAACCGUAAUGCUGUCAGUGGUACUACGUUCUGUAUUACAAAUACCAUCGAGAAUAAAAAGUUGAAGACGCUUUGUUUCUUACCAUUGGCACAUAUUUAUCAGAGACAAAGUGUUUAUUUUGCUCUAUUCCAGGGGGUUGCAAUGGGAUUUCCGCAAUCUUCUUCGCCCUUAACUUUAUUAGAUGAUAUUAAAACAUUAAAGCCAGACGUUUUGAAUUUGGUUCCAAGAGUCUACACGAAAAUUGAAGCAGCAAUUAAAGCACAGACUACCCACAACAACGAAAAACCAAUGUUAAAAGCAAUUUUCUCUAAAGCUAUCAAUAAAAAAAUUGAAUUACAAAGCCAAGAAGAUGGAGAUGAGGGUAGCCAUAUUGUGUAUGACAGAGUAUUAUCCCUUCUUCGUAAGAAGCUCGGCUUUGAUAAUUUAAGUUUAUUUACAACAGGCUCGGCUCCAAUAUCUUCUGAUACUGUAAAGUUCAUAAAGGCGGCAUUCAACACAGGAUUAGCUCAAGGUUACGGUUCUACAGAGUCAUACGCUGGCAUUUGUUGUUCAUUAAGGUACGAAGCCAACCCUGGCUCAUGUGGUGCGAUUGGUGUUACAACUGAAAUGAAGUUGCGGGAUAUUCCAGAAAUGAACUAUUUAGCAAGCGAUGAGGGAGGACCAAGAGGUGAAUUAUUGAUUAGAGGUCCACAAAUCUUUAAAGAAUAUUAUAAGAAUGAAGAGGAGACCAAAAAAUCCAAGGAUGAAGAAGGCUGGUUUUACACUGGAGAUAUUGCUAGAAUCGAUGCCACUAAUGGAAGGUUGUACAUUAUUGAUAGAGUUAAGAAUUUUUUCAAAUUGGCUCAAGGUGAAUACAUCACACCUGAAAAGAUUGAGAAUAGUUAUCUUUCGUCAUUUCCAUCUCUUCAGCAAUUAUACGUCCAUGGUGAUUCCCUACAAACAUUCCUUCUUGCAGUUGUUGGUGUUGAACCUGAACCUAUUAAGAAAUGGUUGGAAACUAAAUGCAACAUAAAGCAAAGUGAGUUAUCCUCAAAUGAUGCAAUUGUUAAAUGCAUCAAUAAGAAAGAAAAUAAGACUACGUUCUUGCGUGAAAUGAAUGAGUCGAUUGGAAACUCUUUACAAGGAUUUGAAAAAGUUCAUAAUUUAUACAUCGAUAUCGAACCCUUGACCAUUGAAGCCAAUGUUCUUACUCCAACUUUGAAGAUCAAAAGACCAAUUGCUUCUAAGUAUUUUAGAAGCGAGUUUGAUAGACUAUACGAAGAAGGUUCUUUGAUUAGUAAGAACUCUUCGAAAUUUUAG
This is a messenger RNA of Debaryomyces fabryi, 2190 nucleotides long. It is a transcript of the gene FAA21, whose product is annotated as medium-chain fatty acid-CoA ligase. Gene Ontology annotation, biological process: long-chain fatty acid metabolic process. Lineage: Eukaryota; Fungi; Ascomycota; Pichiomycetes; Serinales; Debaryomycetaceae. Gene Ontology annotation, molecular function: long-chain fatty acid-CoA ligase activity. The transcript has a single exon. Gene Ontology annotation, cellular component: endoplasmic reticulum; membrane. Bases 1 to 2190 code for a protein of 729 amino acids. The record is from RefSeq and is a predicted model, not a curated record.